AAAACAGUGUGAGAUGAAACUCGAUCUUUACGUUGUAUUUAAUUUUAUUUUGUCAUAAAUUUAUAUAAAAUAUCUGUUAAAUAUGAACAAUUUGUGCAGAAUUUGUUUAAAAGUUUCUGAUCAAAAUAUGCAAAACGUCCAAGAAAAUGAAAUACUUUUUAAAAUUCGAACAUUCCUAACGAUUGAAAUAUCAACAGACAGUUCUUUGCCAAAACAAAUAUGUAAAGAAUGUUCAAUUAAAACUACAGAAUUGUAUGAAUUUUGUUUAAGUAUUCAAGAAAGUGAGGCCAAAUUAAAAUCUUAUUUAAAAAAUGGAUGUUUACAAGAAUUUUAUUCUAAUUUACAAACUAAUAUAGAUUCUAAAGAUGAAAAGACUGAUAUUGUAUUUUGUGAGAAUAAUUAUGUUAAAACUGAGGACACUACCUAUUGUGAGGUAGCGGGAACAAACAUAAAAGAAAUUGAAAACAUAGAUAAAUGUGAAAAUUUAAAACAAGAGGAUUCCAUAGAUGACAUUCAAGAUUGCCAUUACAGUUCUAACGAUGAAUUAACACUGGCAACUUUAAAAAAAGAAGAAGACAGUCAAGAACCCAAUAAAAAAAUAAAAACAAAAAAGAAGUUAAAACAAAAGACUAAUGAAGAACUGUCAAAUAAUUCAAAUAGUUCCACAGAUAAUAUAAAACAAUUUACUUGUUUAUCAUGUUUGAGUAUUUUUGAAUCCCAGAACAGCCUUAUACAGCAUUACCAUAAUGAGCAUUUGAAAAAGGUUAAAAAUACAGCUGUGAAUUAUUCUGAAUGUAAUUUAGAUGGAAAUAUUACAUACAGUUGUAAAACAUGUGAGCAUACAUGUAAUAUUAAGAAAGAUAUAAUAAAACAUGUUGCUAUUCAUGUUGAUGAGAGACCUUUGAUUUGUAAACUUUGUGGUAGAACCUAUAAAACGGUUCCAGAGAUCAUCCGACACUCCAGGGUACAUAAUGGUGUAAGACUUCAGUGUUCCUACAAGUGUGGGUACAGUACUGUGUACCAAGGAGCUUUGAAGGAACAUGAGAAUAGACAUCUGAAUGUCUAUAAGUACACUUGUGACAAAUGUGGCGUGGGUUUCCACGUGAAGACUUGGUAUGAACAGCAUCAGAACAUCCACACUGGACUGAAACCCUAUGUCUGUGAUAUUUGUGGACAUGCCUUCCAUAUGGCCAGAUAUCUGUCAGCCCACAAGAGUUUGAAACACCCACAGUCGUCAAGCGUGAAGCGUUAUAUUUGUGUACAUUGUGAACACAAGUGCGAUAGUGCCAACAGCCUCGCUCUGCAUUUGGAGGAGCAUGGCAUAAACAAAGAAAAAGAGUUUCUGUGCGACUUCUGCGGUAAAAUACUCGCUAGUGCUGAUCAACUGAAGUACCACCAUCGGAUGCAUUCUGGAGUCAAACCUUAUUCUUGCAGUAUAUGCAACAAAACGUUUGCAAAGAAGUUUAAUGUAAAGAUCCAUAUGAGUUCCCAUAGCGGUGAGAAGAGCCACGCUUGUACUCGAUGCGGCAAGAGAUAUAUACAGAGAAGCACGCUGCUACGACAUUUAAAAAGACACCAUGGUGGUGCAUCUCCAAAACGCUCCGAAUAAUGAUGUUUCACCAUUUCAUUAUAAGUACCAUAAACUAAAUGAAGUGUUAAUAUAUAAAUAAAUUAAUACCUUCC
Spodoptera frugiperda (fall armyworm) is the source of this 1683-nucleotide messenger RNA. Its product is annotated as gastrula zinc finger protein XlCGF26.1-like. Gene Ontology annotation, biological process: regulation of transcription by RNA polymerase II. The transcript is spliced from 8 exons. Lineage: Eukaryota; Metazoa; Arthropoda; Insecta; Lepidoptera; Noctuidae. The record is from RefSeq and is a predicted model, not a curated record. Gene Ontology annotation, cellular component: nucleus. Gene Ontology annotation, molecular function: zinc ion binding; DNA-binding transcription factor activity, RNA polymerase II-specific; RNA polymerase II transcription regulatory region sequence-specific DNA binding. Bases 83 to 1609 code for a protein of 508 amino acids.